Molecule: messenger RNA, 2619 nt
Organism: Paramuricea clavata
Lineage: Eukaryota; Metazoa; Cnidaria; Anthozoa; Malacalcyonacea; Plexauridae
Source: the annotation of a GenBank genome assembly
AUGGAACUGACGAAAAUACUAUUAAUCUUACCUGGUUUCAUUCGUAUAUCUCACCUGAUAGAACUCAAAAGUGCCAGGUAAAUGAACAAUUUUCAGAUUCUGUGCAAGUGACUUGUGGUUAGCCCCCAAGGUGGCAGUCUAUGGCCACUUUAUUUCUCAUGUAUAUCAAUGAUCUACCAAACUGUCUUAGUCAUGCAUUCCCAAGAAUGUUUGCCGAUGAUACAAGUAUCAGUUAUGCAACUGAUUCAGCCAAAGAGCUCCAAAAUGUCAUCAAUUCUGAAUUGAAAGGUCUCGAUGAUUGGCUUUUUACAAAUAAGCUAAGCUUAAAUAUUAUAAAAACAGAAUUUAUGGUAAUUGGAUCUAGGCAGAGAAUAAAAACGUUAAAUAAUGAAAUGCAUGAAUAGUGAGAUAAAUGGUGAUGUGAUCAAGUCGCUUCAGUCACAUCCUUAGCGGUCUACCUUGAUGUUCACGUUAUGUGGUCUGUGCUAACCUCUUCCCAUCACUCCUUGCGCGCUCACUUUUUCCUCACUAGAAACUUCAUGUAAGCCUCUGCGGAGGAGAGGGUCGCUGUGCUAUUUUUGCCGCUGUCAAUCAAGAGGAUAUAUGCGUUAAUGUCAUGUGCUAAUAACGCAAUAACAACGGUUUGGAAAUUUAUUUUUAGCUGUGAUUUUAAAGGGGGCGGUAUCCGAAAUAUAGUACGUAGCCAAAACCGGCAGACGGUCUUUCCCACUUGAGCGUCUGCCAAGCAGGCUAAGUGGGCAGUUGCGUAACUUGCGUUUCAGAGUGGGCCAGAUGAAAAAAUCAGGACCGCUCUGAAAAGCUUCUCAACCAAUCAGAUUGCUUCAUUUUCACUGAUAAAAAAUAAAUGAUGUUAUGCAUUACCUUAUUUCAAAUAUAUGACCGAAAAUGUUAUCAUCUCACUCGCAAGCUAUUCGUCGUUUUAUUUUGUUUUAAUUUUUUACAGCUAUAUCCCUCAGAUUGCAGGGCCCUCUAAGUGGAAAUGGUACUGGUCGAGUGGAAAUAUUCUAUAAUGGGGAAUGGGGAACAAUCUGUGAUGAUGGUUGGGAUGUAGAUGAUGCAAGAGUUGUAUGUCGUCAGCUUGGUUAUAUACAUGAUGUUAGAGCUCUUCAAGGGAGCGAAGUUUCAGAUGGUAGUGGACCGAUAUGGUUGGAUGAUGUCGUUUGUACUGGGAGUGAAGAAAAUCUGAUCAGUUGUUCUCAUAAUGGAUGGCGAAUUCAAAAUUGCGAGCAUGAUGAAGACGCUGGAGUGGAAUGCUCUUCAAGAGGUAAUAUUAUCAUUCGUAUAAAAUUGGUAUGACACUGUGGUACACAACAAUCACAUAACUCCUAAUAGAACAUAACUUACGAAUUAUAAAAAAGAUGGUGCCGCAAGUUGCAUGCCGGUGACGUCGAAAAUUUCAGAUAUUCUGCAACAAAAUUAUUUAGAUAGGAAAGUAAGUAUAAGGUUUUCGAAAUAUUCAUCGGGACCGUACACAGCGCGGGGGAAGGGGGGCAAUUGUCCCCUAGAGAAAACGAUAUAUUUAUAGGUUUUUACAAUGACAUUAUUAAUUAUUCUUUGCAUGGGUGUAUUGGGGACUUUUUUCGGCAUAUAGGCCUUACUGCCCCCUGGUGAAAAAAUCCUGCGUACGGCCCUGAUAUUCAUAAUGUCACAUAGUUUGAUAAACAAAACAAACUGGAUGUAAAACUAACAAUUAAUGAAUAUUGGUAUGAUAGUACUUUUUGCGAGUUACAAUGUUGAAAGAAUAACUCAAAUAGAGAACAUUUUCCAAAUAAUUAUAUCACAUCACUAAAUAACACGGAUGCAUCCGUGAACACUUUUGUUCAACGAAAGAUUAAAUUUAUAUAUGUCACUCUAUAAUAAGUGGUUUUUUUUCGAUUAAGUUCAUUUGGUCCAUAUUUUUUUUCAAGUGUGUCUUUAAUAAAUAAGGCUAGGGGAAAGUGUAACCAAUCCUAUUCCCAGGGCAUUUCCCGUUUUGACUCUUGUCCUUUGUUAAAGGCGCUUAAAAUAAAUAACCCACAGGAACUUAGUGGAGAGCUUAUAAUAACAGUCACCGACAUUAGCAUGCACCGGAAAUUUAGUACCAGUUAAAUAGGUAAAAAUAAAAGAAAUUAGUAUUAAUAAUAUGAUUAAUUUAAAUAAACAUCUUAAUUUGUGUAUUAUAUACAGCAUGCAUGAGCGGGCGCGUGUUGCAUGUAUGAGAGAUAGCUACAAACACAACUCAAAAACAGUGAUUCUGUAAAUAUCUUAUGCAACACAGACACGGAUGCUGUGUUAAAUGAUGCAUAAGAUAUUUAUAGACCUUUUCAGAAUGAAAAGGUUGGUACGCAUCAAUAAUCUUGAAUACUAGAAUGUUGCAUGAUGAGAAAAAACGACUUUAGUUUAUGUAAAUCAGUUGUAUAUUUCAUCUGAUAUAAAGCUCUUUCACAUUCAUGAAUUUGUUUGUGUUCAAUUCAUGACUGAUUAUUAAUGAUAAUUAUAAUAUUUUAGACACGAAAUGUGGCGGUACUUGCCAUUCGAUGGCUGGAUGCGUGCCAGAUGGGAAAAGCUAUAAAUGUCAAUGUAAAGUUGGGUUUUCUGGAGACGGAAAAUCCUGUGCAG